AUGAGAAGGAUACGAGUUCUGAUGUUACUCACAACUUUAAAAAAGUUGCAGCUAUUUCUCCUACAGCUUGACGAAUCGACUGGUAUAGUUGAUACAGCUCAGUUGACCGUUUUUUCAAGAGUGGUGUUUGAUAAUUUCGAAAUAGGAGAGGAGCUGGUAAAGAUUAUAUCAUUAAUAGGACGCACUACAGAACAGGACAUAUUUUUAGGAGUUAAAGAUCUUAUUAACUCUGGAACUAUUCCUAUAAAUGCGUUGGUGGGCUUUGCAAAUGAUGAAGCUUCUGUGAUGGUAGGCAAAGAAAAGAUAUUCGAAACCCUUUGUGACACAAAUGGUGAAUUACAUGUUGAAAGCUCUACUCGUUUUCAAGAUUCUGCAGAUGAUGAUUACAGGCAUUUACCAGCAUUGGUUAUUUACAUAGUAGAACCUUUUACAUUUGCACAAUAUGACUCAAACUUGUAUCGUUUAGUGACAUUGGGUCUUUUACAUUCUUAUGCUGACAUGCUUCCUGAUUUACCUGAGGCAACUAGAAACUCCAUGCAUUUGCAGCUUUUAAGCCUUGAUGCCAUAAUGUGCUUUGGAAGCUCUUCUGGACAACGUAAAGAUGAAAUCAAAACUUUGGCAUUAUCAGUUUUUUCACAGUCGCAUCAUUUAGUUACACAUCAGUCAUCUGUGAAAUCUUUGACAGGUUUUGGUCCUGCAGCAGCUGAAAAGGCUUUUAUAAAUAGUAAAAAAGACAAAAUGGAGCAGCCAAUGAAAAUGUAUAAUCGGCCAUUUAUCCUAGCAUCUGUUAAAGAUAAACAAGCUGAAUUGGGAGAAAUGUUUGGUGACAGACGGGAAAAUUCGGGUGUACUGUAUUGUUCAUAUUGUUUAACAAAAGACAAGAGAUUCAUAUUAGCAUGUUGCACCAAUGAUAAAGGAGAAUUUACAGAAACUAAUGUUAUUAAUGUUAAUAUUCCAAACAGAAAUAAGAGAAAACAAACAUCUGUACGAAAGUUUGGUCUUCGCAAAUUACUAGAUUUCAUCCUAGAAGUAAUAUCUGCCUCUUCACAUCCCUGGCGUUUAAUCAUUGCUCGUUUUGGAAGACUUGGUCAUGGAGAACUGAAAGCUUGGGCGUCACUUCUGAGCAGAAAAUCUUUACAAUCAUAUGCAAGGCAUCUAAAAGAACUGUGUGGUGAAUGUGCAAUUUCUGGUAUUGGGGAUACUCCAUCUAUCCUUUCUGUUUGUCUCGUAUCGCUUGAACCAGAUUCUAGCCUUAGAUUAAUGUCUGACCAGUUUACAUUAGAUGAUCAUUUUAAUAAUAUCCGACAGCAGAUGUACAGUCGAACCAGCCCGGAUAAUUCAACAUACACUCAUAUUCUUGUAUUUCCAACAUCUGCAACUACACAGUCAUCUCAAGCAACUUUUCCAUCAGAAGAUAUUGAUCCUUUACCUGGAGGACUGGAUGAAGGUCUUUUUGAGGGCUUAAAUGAUAAUGACAUAACUGGGCCUGACAUAAAUGAUAUUUUUAAGUGGACAGAGAGUCCUCAAAGUCCAGAGGGUUCACCACAUCGAGAUAGCAAUUCUCAACCAGCUAGUCCUAAUACUUCAUUCAGGUUAAGUUCAUCUAAUCAUGGUGGUCCAAAUAGGUGUGAUAGUAUGUCUGAAAAUACAGAUGAACCAUUGCAACUCCUACAGCAGCCUCUGGCUUUGGGCUAUUUUGUUUCAACUGCAAAGACUGGACUCUUACCCAAAUGGUUCUGGUCAUCUUGUCCUCAUUUAGAGGAUAAAUCACCUGUCUUUCUGAAGUCUGCAUUGCUCAUCCAUUUGCCAUUUGUUCAACAAAAUUCUGAUGAUUUACUUCAUCAUAAUUCCCAGCAGCAAUCAACAUGUCAUCCUCUGGACUCAAACUAUACUAGUGAUGUUUUAAGGUUUGUAUUAGAAGGAUACAAUGCAUUAUCUUGGCUUGUUCCGGAUCCUAAAUAUCAUGAUAGACGUUCAUGUUUACCUCUUCAUAUACAAAUUUUAAUGCAGCUGUAUAACAUUGUGGAAGCAAUUUUGUGAUAUUAAUCAGUAGGUUCUGUAAUAUGGUAUUUUGAAAUGUGUACAGCGGUUUCUCAAGUUUUUUAGUGGCAAAUAUUUUAAAAAGAGAUGUUUUUAUGAAACAGAUAUGCUGUAUAUUUAUGGCUGAUAUUAUGUAAUAUAUUUGAAAAUUAUAUAAUCUAUUUUUAAAAAAUUAUUAUUUAUUUGGCUGUUUAAAUUGCUUUUAAAUAACUUUUUAAAAGUGUAGAUGCUAAGUCAGUGAGGUAAAAUUGAUUAUUACUCUCAGGGUAUAUCCAUUUCAAAAAUUGGUUUGAGAAAUAUGUUGCUGCUUAUAGGUAUAUGAUAUUCAAUUCUUAAUAAAAUUACCAUAAAUUACUCAGAGUUGCUAUUAGAGUUUAGAAAAUAUAUUUUUCGAAUGUUAAAUAAAAUGUAUAUAACUGAAGUUAUAUUUUCAAACAUUUAUUUGUAAAACUUGUUGCUGAUUUAUUGUUAUCUGUAUUGAUUUGUUUUGCUGUUAAAUGUAUUGUUAUUUUGUUAGUUAGCUUUUGCCAUUAACUCGAUUUUAUUUUAUAUUUCUCAUUGAAAGAAACUGUGUAUUUGAAAUAAUUUAAGGUUGUUACAAAUGACAAAAAUGUGCCAGUGAAUAGUAAUAAAACUGAAUCAAAUAAUUUUCUUCUUUACCUUUAUUAAAUGAUAAAUUAUGUAAUUGUUAAAAUGUUUAAUAUUAAGUUAAUAUAUAUUUCUGUAUAUUAUGUUAAUAAAGUGUAAAUAUAUAUUUUAAAAAUACAGCCAACCUUAAUUAUUAAAUAGAAGAAAAUCAUUUUAUGUAUGAAGUCUUAGAAAAUUAAUCUUUAGCAGUGAGCACUGAAAGCAAUAUAUUUAAUUUAUCCAUAAACUUAAGUUGCAUUAGCUUAAUUUUGAAUUUAAUUAAAAAAUAAUAAGACCAAUUUCAAAUGAAAUUAAUUGAAUCUCAUUGAGUCAGAAGUAUAAUAAUUUCCUACAUGUCUAUCUUUAUCAUAUUGUUUAUUAGUUUGCUGAAUAAGUAGAAAAUAAUGUAAAGAUAUGAAAAUUGUUGACAAUUUUUAAUACUUUAGUUUGUAUUGUAUUCAGCAGACUCAUCACUUUUAAAAAUAUCAUCUUUGAUUCCCGUGAUGGUGUAGACAGAAAAUUAAACUUCUUUUAUUGGAAGCUGCACUGUCCUUAGCAAUAAAGGUUCUGCCUUACGGAUUGUCAUAUUUAAGUAUAUGGUAUUAAUUCUGUUUACUACUUUUUUAUAAUUUUUAUGUUAAGUCAACAACAUGUAAUGUUUAAAUUCAAAAGAUUUGAUUAUAUUAAAUGCAUGUAUUAAAAUAUUCUAGUGAUUUAAGUAUUUUAUAAAAUUCAAAAAUUAUUUAACAAAAAUAAUAUUGAAGACCACCUUUACAUAUAAAGGUAGUUUUUCAAUACUAAAGAAUAUAGUAUUUGUAUAAUUGUAAAAAUUGUAUAGUAUUUCUUUUUAUAUUAUUAUUUCUGUUUAAGUUUUCAAUUAUUAGGUACUUCAUAUAUAUAUAAGGUAAAGAAUCAACAGGAAUGGGAAUGUGAUAUGGAUCAGUUGGGAAAUUAAGAAAUAGAUUGUAAUGAAAGAUCAUUAAAUAACUAAGGUUGGCUAUGUUAAUUCUGUCAUUAGCAAUUAAGGGGGAAAAAAGAAAGUUUUAAGUCAAUAAUAUAUAUUCAAUUUCUAUAUAAUGAUGAAAUGAACUGAAAUAAAUACUUCUAGAGAAAUGGGCAAAAAGAAAUUAACUGUCAUCCCAUUUGUCUCUUGAUGAACACAGAGAACAAAUAACUGAAAAAAGUAUCCUUUCUGUAGUAUUAUUUUAUGUGUAAAGUUUUUUCCUAACAUAAAUAUACAAAGUUUGUAAAAUUAUAAUUUUCAUGGUUUUAGAUUUAGAACAUAAUGUUACAGAAUAGAAAAGAAAAGUUCAAAAGUUUCAUUAAAUGUAUUCUGAAAAUGGGCUAAGACAAAUUCCUCAAGUUUUAAAAAGAAAAUUUUUCUUAAGUGUGUAUUAGGUUUAUUAUUUUAUUAGUCUCAUUUCAAUUAGAUGUCUAAACACAUUGGGUGGAUCUCGCAGCUGAAGUUGUUGAUGCUGAGAAUCUCUUAAGCAUUGUAUUUUUACCCUCACUUUUUUUUUUUUUUUUUUUUUUUUUUAGAUAAAUAUUUUUAAAAUUAUAAACCCUAUCAUUUUAAAAUCAUGGGACUUUUAUUAAUAUUUUUUUCCAAGUAUCCCAAACAAAAUAAUAUUUUAGAUUUAGAAAUAAAACUGAGAUUUUGGAUAUUACAUUUUUAAUGAACAAAUUCCAAGUGCCAAAACUUUCUACUUAUGGAAUUUGAAAUUAAUAAAACUAUUUGAUAUAACUAAAAAAAUGUUAUUGAGAAGCUUGUCGUUACUCACGUAAUGCAUGAUGUCUGCUAGAACAAUAUAUAUCUGUUUCCAAUUUUGUGGACAAAAUGAAAAAACUGUGUGGAAGUAUCAUUAUUUUACGAAAUAGGGUCAUUUUGGAUUGUUCAUAUGGUAAAUAAGUUAUGCAGAAUCUCUGCAUGUCUGUUUUAAUGGAUGAACAUGAGUAAUGUAGUCAAGCUUUAUUGUGAUAUAAUGGUUGUAUAAUGCUGUAAUAAAAGUUGUAAUAAUCUCCGUAAUAUUAAAGAAAAGAUACAUGUAAUUAUGUUGUUAGUAACAUUGUAACAGUGACAUUAAACAUGAUAGUCGGGAGUAAUUUAAGUAUACCGUAACCAUCUGUUUUAUUAAUUAUAUGUAUAAUUCCUUUUCAGCUGAUUAGGUGCUUGUUUUCAACUUUAAUAAUUAUGUUGUCACACUCUAUCUCUGUCAGUAAGUACAAUUAGAUAGCUGGAUAGUACAUUGUUUUAUGUUUUCUGAGUGACAUGCAAUUAUUUAUUGUUAAUAAUUUUGAGUUACCUUAGACAUCCAAAAUGAAGAUUCUAUAUGCCUAAUAUUACAAUCAUUAAUAUUUCUAUUCAUUUUAAUGUUUGUUAUAUAUAUAUUAUAUUCUAUUCUAUAUAAUUAUUUUGUUUGACGUUGGGUAGAAGACCAGUGUCUUAGAAAUUUGGAUGUAAGGAAUGAAGUGGAGUGCAAGCUUCAUUUGAUAUUUUAUUCCCCCCCUUUUUUUAAAUAUUAAAAUCUUAUAGUUUUCAUCUUGCACUUUUAAUUCAUUGUUGUGUAAAAACAUUAAUUUGAAAUUUAUAUGAUAUGAAAAUGUAUAAAAAUUAAUGAAAAGAAAUAAAAAUAUAAUUACUGAUAUACUAUAUUGUAUGUACAUUCUUAUGGACUAUUAUGAAAAGCAAAGGUCAGUUUUUAGAUUGUGUUCAUAUAAUCCAAGCAUAUUUAAAUUUGCUAGUGUGUUAAUAAGCUUGAGUCACAUUUGGAUGCUUACGACUGAAGAUUUAUUAGUUGAUAAUUGUGAUUCAGCAGUAUCUGUUAUAAAAUUUAUUUAGAGAAAACAUAUUAGCUUUUUAAUGAAAUACAUUUUAAAAUAUGAGAGUUUUAAAACAUUGUCUCUUUAAAUUUUAUAUCUGUGUAUGUGUACUUGUAUGUGGGUAUUUUUCUUUUCUCAUGGUAAUUCUUAAAAUAUUAAUUACUACUAUUUCUAUUGUAGCAUUUCUUUUCUGUACUUAACUGCAGUUAUGUAACUAUUAUGCAGCUUCACUGCAAAAUCUGUUUGCUGAUAUUUACAUUAUCAUCUUGAUAUAUUUCAUAUAACUUCUUGCUCAUGUUAUAAAUUUUCCAUUAGCACAAAAGGUUAUCCAUUGAAUUGUUUUCAUUAUAUGCACAUCUGUAGAAUCUGUUAUUAAAGCAUCUAUGAUUAGUUUAUUAACUUAACAUAUUUUAUUAAGAAUUUCUUUUUAAGAAAUUAAAAAACAUGAGCAGUGCUUUGCUUCGAUAAGCAGGUUAAGAUUAAUAUUUUAGCUGCGUCUGAAAGAUGAGAAGAGAAAACUAUGGCAUCUUAUUAAAGGUAAAAAUAAUUGUAAUAAUCAAGAUCAGUGGUAUUCAAACAUUAUGGCAGUGUGACACCCACAAAAAUGCAAACAGUCAAAAACGAUUUUGCGACUGCUAUCAGAGCAUUGACCAUUACUUAUAUUCUACAACUUAUUGCUUGUUAUAUAUAUAUAUAUAUAAAUAACUCAGAUUUUAGGAUUAUUAUAUAUAUAUAUAUAUAUAUAUAUAUAUAUAUAUAAACUCAGAUUUUUAUCCAUCUUGCAACCCCAAACAUAGUCAUGACCCAUAGUUUAUAUACCACUGGUCUGGAACAUAUAACUUAUGACUGAGUGUAAUAUAUAUAGUUAUAAAUUGUUUUAUCAUUAUAUAAAAAUAUAUGGUUAAAAUGAUGAUAAAAAAUCAUUAAUUAUUAUUAAAUUUAAUUAAUUAUUUAUUCAAUUAAACUUUGUUCAUAAAUUUAAAUUGUUCCUGAAGGCUCUCUGUGAUCCAAAGUGUUUGUAAAUCAGAACUAUGUUUCCAUAGGAAUUACUAUAAAAUGAGUUAAUCUGUUCCUAGACCUGCUUAUUCAGAAUUUUCAACAGUACUUUGUGCACAAGGUCAUAACAUAAAAUGAAUAUAAAUCAUUAAAUCUAAGUUGAGAAAGACAAAUUCAGUGCUAAACAAAUAUUAUUUUAUUAUUUAGCACUUACUUUAAUUUGACUUGUACUUACUUUGAUUUUUACUUUAAUUUGACUGUAUCUGUACAAAGAAGAAAGGAUAGCAUAAAAACAAUUAGGUACAUGUCUUUCUGAGGCUUCAUCUUUUAUCCUUUCUUUGUCGCUUAGCAUAAUUUAACUGUGCUUAACCCCCAUUUCUGUGAAAAUUUGGACAACAUGAUUUGUUGUUGUUUAUGUUUAAAAAUAUUUAGGUAAGAUAUGGCAUUAUCAUAAAAAAUUCUUGUGCUGUAGCUUGCUGCUAUCAUUACGUGAAACUUUGAACCUUUUCCGCUUUUAUAAAAAAUUUGUGGAUCAAAGAAAUAGAUUCAUUUUCCCUUCCUUCUUUCUUUGAAGGUCUUACCUCCAUGACUGCCUUCUGUUUGUUAUUGUUUCUGAAGUUGCCAUGAUUCUUUCUUACUGAGCUCAUUUAUAUGGUCCUCUAAUAAUUCCUCUACAUCUUCAUUAUCAACUUGUAAGCUCAUAGGUUGCUUAGGCAUGCCAUAGCUAUAGAUAAGAAAAUAAAACAUCCUCCAAGCCCUCAAUAUCUCUGUUUGCAACAGAGUUUAGCAUAAUUUCCUGCAGGCGAAUUCAUGGUCCUGUUAGUCACUUGCUGUUAGGCUUUGUGAAGCGACAGAAAUUAUUAAAAUGUUUCCAGACCUACCAAGGGUUAAUUCUGUGGCACAAGUUAUCUCAAAAUGCAUUUGAAAAUUGUUAGUUUCUAACUUUUGGUUUUGAACGCAAGUCAGUGUUCGUCAUCUGAGGUUUUCCCCCAUGAACAGAAUUGUUUAGGAUCUUUGUUCCCACUGUAUAUAGAUGUUUAAAUGUGCAUGUUUCAUUUGUGAAAAUUAUGUACAGUAAUUACCAGUGUCAUUAUAUCUAGCAGCAUUAUGAUGCCUAUAACUAUUGCAUAAUUAAAGCAGUCAAUAGGUAUAUAUGAUGCCAAUAAUUCAUUAUAAAAAAUAUCUUUACAAUUAACUCCUUUCUGUUAUGUUGAAGAAGAAUGCGCCUAAGAUGAUUUAUAUAUAACUUUACUUGAUUAGCCAUAAAAGAUUUGGAACAAAUUAUAUGAAAAAUUUAUAUUUUAACAUUGUUGUGUAAUUAGCAACUGUAUCAAUUAGUAGUUUUAAAUUUUGCAACAUUUUAUUAAUAUGAUUUAAUUUAGAAAGCAUAGUUUCUGAUGAAUAUAGUUACCACUCUGAUAGUAAAUUUUUAAUACUACAGUUUAAUUUAAAGUACACUUAUGCUUCAGAAGUUCCUCUUCAGUUUUUAAAUUAUACAAUUUUAAAUAUAAUUUAUAGUAUCUAACACAUGUAGCUGUAUUAUUUUCUGAAAUUCUUACUAAAUUUUUUUUUGCAUUUUGCCUAAAUUUUUACAUGAUGUUGGUUUCACUGAAGAAUGAAAGUGAAAAUAUUUUACCCUCACAAUAUUUAUAUUGUAAAUAAAUUAUGUAGCUUUUAUUAAUUAAAAAUUUUUAUGUUGCAUUCAACAUUUUGAAAUGUGAAUUGUUGUAUAACACUGAAGUCUUAUACCAUAUGCAAAUAAAUUAAAUAUCUUCAAAAUCUUAAAGUUCCGAAUAAUUAACUAAAAAAUUUCCAUUGUUAGUUUUAAGUGAUAAAGUAAAUACUGUUUAGUAUGGAAUUAUUUUAGAUUUUAUGGGAUUAUUCAAACGAAUUUUUGAACUAAAAUAGGAUCUUUUUCCCACUGAAUUAUGUCUAUGAUAGGAAUAAUUUCUGAAUUUCUGCAGUUGGUUUCAGCUAGUAGUACUUGUAUUCUUUGCUCAGUUUAUCUAUAUGUAAGUUUCUGUACUGAUUGUACUCAAUUAGUCUUAUAUAAGUAUUCACUAUCAAGAUUUGCUUUAGACAUGACACUGUAUGUUGCAUUAUAUUGUUUCGAGAUUAUUGCAGUUUUGAUAAAGUAAUUGUUUUUAUCUAGAUUAUUUUUUCUGUGAAUUUUUCUAUUAAAUAUUAAAAUCCCAUAUUGUUUUGUUUUGUAAGUAUAAUUGUGGGAAAUAAUUUUCUAGUUUGUAAGUGAUACAAUUUCUUCAGUGUUAUCUUUUUAAUGUUAGCUUGUUUUAAAAGAGCAUUACCUGUUAUACUUUUCAGAGAAACUUACCUGCAGAUUUUAUAUAAUUUUAGUGUAACGUACUUGUUAUGAUAACAUGAUUGUUGAAUGUCAUUCCAAAAAUUGUAAAAUUAAUUCACGUUUAACAUUUCUUAAAUAGCCUUAUCAAUUUUUUCCCAUUUAUUUAUUUUACAAUCUUCAUUUUUAUGCCUUUUCAACUGAAUGAAAUAUCAUUAAAUGUAGGUUUUCGGGGAAAAAAGAGGCUUCUAAUAUUUCAAAAAUUUCUUUAAAGCAGUAUCUUUAGUGAAAAUAAAAGGCAUUGCCCUACUAAGAGCUAUAGCAAGGCUGUAAUGUUUACCAUUCAACUGUAUUUUACCUUUAGAUAAAUAACUCAUGAAAGAGAAAGUUUAUGUGUGGAUAUUACUAUGAAAGUGCUAUAAGCUUAUUCUAUUUAAUCUUUGCUAUCAUUUCUGGUUUAAAAAUAAUAUGAUGCCAUUUGAAAAGAACUGCAUUACAAUAACAAUAACGAAGUUUUGAGAUAUUUUCUAAAUUCACCCUUUAAAUUAAUUGAUGUAAUUACAUAGAUAUAAGAAUUUAGCCUCACCCAAAUGAAGCUUUCCAGAUGUAAACCUGAAUAGUAAGAUAAACUGGUGACACAUAAUCGUUUUUAGAUUGAAGGCAUUUGACAUCUAGUUUAAGGUAUCUGUUAAUUUUAACCUUUUCGUCACAAUCUUCAGAUAUAUCAUAAUGAACAUUUUAAUUUGUAUAUCUGAAUGUUAUUCUGCAAGCUUAAUCAGCUGUCUUGAGUUAAAUCAAUUUAAUUUAAAAAUGCAUUUUUUAAUUUAAAAUUUGAUUAGUUGAGUAGUUCAGUUUUAAAUAUCUUAUGCAUGUACAAAUUGAUAAUAAUUCUUAAAUUUUUUCCACUUUAUAAUAACAUUAAAGAAAGAAAUCAUUUGAAAUUUUAAGUCUAUUUUAUGAAUCAUGGUUGAGUGUUCAAGGCAGGUAGUGGUUAUUAUUUAAUUAUUUACAUAAGUUAAAUAUUAUUACAUCAGUUAUUACUUGAUUAUAGUUUUUAUAUUCCUUUUUUUCAAUAAAAUAUCCAUGUAGUCAGCAUAUUAAUUUUAAUCCAUUUAAAUUUUCGUGUUAAUUUCUGUAUCAGUCUUUCUAUUUUUAGAUUAAUUUUUUUUCCAUAGUACUUGAACUUUUUAGUAAUGCUUAGUUCCUGGAUUAAUUACUGAAUCUUUUUAGGGCCUUUAUUCAUGCAACCUUAGUUAAAAAACUUGACAAGCAAAAGUAAAUUUUGUGUUGUUGCCACAUCUAAGCUAGGCAUUGGUCACAUGUUUGUGACUUGUAUCGACAUUUAUAAGCUUCUGGUAUUAGUGUAUGAAGGCAGUUUCUUUGCUUGUCUGAUUAUCUAGUUUUUUGGAAAACCCAUGGAGAUAAGAAAGGAAGGAGUGGCCAGCUCGGCAGUAAGAGUGAAGCACUGCUUCGAAGCUUCAGUCUCUAGAUGGGGUGUUUUUUAUUUACAUUCAGAAGCUUACUUGACAGUGCUUUGAUAGUAUUUCGACACACUAUAGUUCCAUACAAAUCGAAAAAUGGACAUUUCCGCAUGAAAGAAACAUUUAUUGUGUGAUAGAUAAUAGCAAUUUACGUUUGGUGACAGUUACACAAAAAUUACAUCUUGGUUAUUUUUUGAGAACUAACAGCAACAAUUUUGAUUAUUAAUUUGUUUUAUAAAAUUCUAAGCUGUUGAACUACAGAAAUAUAGAUUUUAGCAAAAAUCUUAUGCUUAAAGAAUGAAAAAUACUUUAUGGAACCUUUAAAAUUGUAUACGUCUUUCGAUACCCUUUAUAAAGUAUUCGUUACUUUUAGUUUUCCAAAUGCCAAAAUGUUUUAAAUAAAAUAAUUUUUUGUCAUCCACAUAAUAUUGUGACGUACUUUUUAAAAAUUUGUAGAGGAGAGAGGCUUUAUAGUUGCUCAUUUUAAACUUAUCAUUUUAUUUUUAUAUAACUUAAAGAUAAUCACUUUGGAUUUACAUGUUUUACUUAUUUGCAUUAAUUAAAAAAUAAAAUUACCACCAAAUGCCACAAUCCUCAUCAAAAUUAAUAAAUAUACAUGCAGAUAUGCCAAUAAGUAAGCUUUUUUUUAAUUUAUAACCACCCAUUUGUGUAAAAUUAUGUGAAGUUUUACACAAAUAUAUGAAACAGAAGACGGAUACAUUUGUGAAUUCGGCGGAAGUACAAUGUGCAGUCAAGAUGAUGUGAACAUGCCACAUCAUCAAGACAGCAUAUUAAAAAUUUGAAAAUAGGGUAAUUGGACGGAGGUGAAAAUAUUUGUGUAUCCUGUAACUUUAACAUUGAAUUAAAACAUAAAUUGAAAUCGUGUUGAUAAAUAUGUUAUAAAACUAUUUAAGCAAGAAUUGUUCAUACUGGAAAGCAAUCUGUUAAAAGAUAUUGUAAAGGGAAUUCUAUGAGAUGCGUACUUAAGAAAGUAAUAAAGAAGAGUUCUAGAAUAUAUAUUGUUGAAAUUAAGGGUAAAAAAAAUCUGAUAAGUAUAAUUAAAAGAAUUAUUCCCCAUACAUUUUAUAAGAACUCAGUUACAAGUUCUAAAUAAUAUUUUUUAAAAAUUAUUUUUUCUUUCCAUUCAGAAAUGUUCAGAGAAAGUUAAAUACUAUUUAACGCAUUUCGCUAUUAAAAUAAAAGGUGCUGUAAUUUGAAAUGGACCAAUUA
This is a messenger RNA of Stegodyphus dumicola, 11493 nucleotides long. Its product is annotated as mediator of RNA polymerase II transcription subunit 13-like. The record is from RefSeq and is a predicted model, not a curated record. Gene Ontology annotation, cellular component: mediator complex. Gene Ontology annotation, molecular function: transcription coactivator activity. NCBI's taxonomy places the organism in Eukaryota, Metazoa, Arthropoda, Arachnida, Araneae, Eresidae. Gene Ontology annotation, biological process: positive regulation of transcription by RNA polymerase II.